Phragmites australis (common reed) is the source of this 7036-nucleotide messenger RNA. RefSeq names its product ABSCISIC ACID-INSENSITIVE 5-like protein 2. Gene Ontology annotation, cellular component: nucleus. The transcript has 10 exons. The coding region runs from base 6078 to 6782 and encodes 234 amino acids. Gene Ontology annotation, molecular function: DNA-binding transcription factor activity. Gene Ontology annotation, biological process: positive regulation of DNA-templated transcription. The record is from RefSeq and is a predicted model, not a curated record. NCBI's taxonomy places the organism in Eukaryota, Viridiplantae, Streptophyta, Magnoliopsida, Poales, Poaceae.
AAAAAAUCUGCUUCUCUUUCUGUAGUCCAUCGCUCUCACCUCCCUCUCGUCUCUCUCCAGUUCCGAGUCACUCAGUCGUCUCGUCUCCUCGUCGCCUCCUCUCCAUCAGAUCCGGCCAGCCGCCCUGCCCUGGUGCCUCCUCUCCCUCAGAUCUAGCAGCCCGCCUUGCCCAGCGGUCUCCUCCCGACGCCAUCGCCGCUGCAUCUCCUCCCGUGGCCGCCGCCCAGCCACCUCCCUCCUCGCGGUGCUGUCCUUCCGCCUUCCUCUCUGCGCCGCACCUCACUUCCUUCCGGCGCUCUCUCGGCGGGGCACUGCGUCGUCCGCCGCCCUACUCGUGCGCGGGGCGCGUGCAGUGCGCAGGAGCUAGCUGGCUCCUUGCUGGUGGCGUGGCAACGGCGAUGCAUUGCUGGUGUGGGAAGGGGGCAACGACGAUGGCGCGCGACGAGGCGGAGCGGCACGGCCUUCAGCGCGGCAGUGCAAGGCGGGGAGGCGCGGAGCCGUUCAUCGGCACCCGCGCGGAGGAGACCGAGGCGGCGGCGUGGCUUCUCGCCGGUCGCCGCCCGUCACACGCAAGGGAGGAGCGCGAUCUCGCCUUGAUCUGCGAGGUGGAGAGAUCGGGACGGCGGCGGCUCCCUCGCUCCCUGCGACGCGCAGCCCCUCCCGGCGCCGUCCCCUCCGCUGCGGCACACCGCUCUGACGGCGCCAUCCCAUCCCGGCGCUGCACUAGCCCUAAAGGCGCCAUCCCCUCCCAGCGCCGCACCGCCCCUCCAGGUGCCGUCCUCUCCAAGCGUGCCUUCUUUCCUGGUGUCGUCGUCAUCUCUUCGUCUCUCACCUGCCUCUCCUUUUCUCCCUCCACGCGGCAACAUGCCUCCGCUUCCUCAGCUCCCCUUGUCGUGCCUACCACCACCUGGUCGGUGGAGCCGCAGCCAUCAUCCAACUGCUAUUCUCGCUGCUGGCCUCGGAGGCGGCUCUUAUGCUGUCCCUGCUCUUCUGCACGCCUGCGCGCCGGCUCGCGCUGCUCGCCAUGGCCAAGACCGUCGCCGGCAAUAUGCUCCUCGUGCUGGUCUCCAGCGGCUACAACGUCGCCAAAAUCCCGCACCGCGCGGAUGAGCUCGGCCAACUCACGCUCACCGACCAGGUGCUCGCCAGCUUGCACCUCCUCAAGGCCCCUCUCAUGGGAAAAUUGAUCUUGGAACAAUGCAUUUAUUCUCCUAUCUGUCAUGUUCCUCCGGUUAUCUGUCAAAGAAACAUAUACAAUUAUUACAAUCAGUGUCUCACUGUUAAUAAAUUGUUUAUCUAUGAGUUAUCUGAUCAUGGAAGGAAGCUUUUGAAACAUGGAUUUGAGGAUUUUCGCAGAUGGAAAUUAGAACCAGCUUAAGUAUUUUGAUUUAUUCACAAUAUUCCGCCUCUAGCAUCACCUCCUGCAUAUUGCAAACCAUCACCCUUGGUCGUCAGACGGCAUGUCACUGCCAAUCUGAGUAUCUCCUCUCUGGCCUCUGGCAAUGGAAGAUCAGAAAAGCCUAAUUCUGCAAGUGUGCAAUACUACUCAUGGGAUGCCUGGAUGAACUCAUUAGUACAAUGAAAAUGCAUCUAGCAUUUGGAGUUCUUAAGAAUGCCAUAUCGAUGAACCUGAAAGACUAAAGGGUGUAUGCCUUCUUACAGGAGAAUCUUUGAACUCUGAAGUUAAUCAGUUAUUUUUAUCUCUCAUGGUACCCUGGUUAGUUAUCACACAAGCAUAUGCGAAUAUGCUUUGAACAAUCAGUAUCUGACCAUCUUACAUGUCAAGAAAUUGGUUGCUUAUGAGUUCUGUCCUCAAUGAAGGAAGCUUUUCAAAUGCGGAUCAGAUGCUUUUCCCUAGGUCGAAAUACGAGGCAACUUUAAUAUUCCAGUUUGUUGACAAUGUCCAUGGUACCAUCGGUGACAUUGCUUGUAACAUCGGCUGCAUAUGGCAAACCAUUGCUGUCCACUAACUGCUACUGAUUGUCAGAUAAAAUAUCGCUGCCAAUCUAAAAAUAUCUCUACUUGAAAUGAAAGAUAAUAAAAGGUCUGCUUGCAGUUUAAGAGAUGCAACUGCCCCAUGACAUCACAGCAAGUCCUCCAGGAUUGCUUCCUCCUAUUAUCAUUCUCUCUGCCGAGGGCCCCUCUGAACCACUAAACUCUAAAGGGCUGAUCUGGAUUUUAUGGAGAAAAAUUAGCACUAACACAAAAACAAAGGCUAACCUGCCUUGCCGGAACAUCACUGAAAUGAAAGGGCUUGCAAGAAAAAUGAUUGACCAACUUGAUUGAAUUUUGGACAAUGCUGAAUUUCACUGUGCUAUUGCCUGUUUGCAUGAGAAUAGAUUCACUAUUUUCAGGACCUCAGCAUAGGGAAGGUUACUCUCCCUAUAACUUUCUGAAACUGCGCUUCCAUAUAAAGUAUGCAUGCAUCUUGCAGAGAUUACCUAAGUACGUACCAUGCUUUGCUACACAGUUCUGCAUUCUUGUAAAGUGAUUGUCUCAUUGGCUUUCGCUUUUUUUAGACAAAGCAAAAGGCUUAUGGUAGUAUGCUUAAUUAUAUUGAACACUCAAUCCGAUGUGAUCACCCGUGAUGGUUCCUUUAUAGGAUCUCUACCAAAUAGGUAUUAUUAGAUCAAAGGCUUUUGGCCCUGCUUUUAUUGAAAGGAUAUCCACCAAAAAGGUAUAGUAUGAGGACCAUUUGAUUUUUGCACAUGCUGCAUGUUAGUUUGUUCAGCUAAAUAAGUGCAUACCUUCAUACAGAAUGACAUGGAGAAUUAGCACUCGGAUCAGAAUGUUUAGUUGAGUGACGGUAAGUGCAAUAUACAUUAGACAUGUUUCCCUAUUUUUUGUAGCUUUUUGAGCUGAUGGUCUGCAAUACUCACUACCGCUAGCUGGCAAAUAUUUUUGGUGUGUUGUUGCUCUGCUUAGCACUUUGGCAUGAUAUGACAUGCAAAAGAAUGUUUCUUUCAGUUUUUGACGUUGCUUAGUCUUAGCAUUGUUUAUGUUUUAUUCGUGUCGUUUCUGUCAUGACAGCUGUACAUCAAUUACAUAACUAGAUGUUUAGAUUAAUGAGGCUACACUCUUCUCAGCGCACGUCAGUCAUCUUGUCCUCUUGGUUUCGUAUUGUCAUUAACUUCAACGCAUUGAUCUAUUUGGGACUCCAUUCCUCAUUGUAUAUACAACCGUUUCUUUUGUAUGUCCAUUUGUCCUUUUGGUAAUCCAUUGUAUUACAGCAAUGUCUAUGCAAUGCAUUGGUAUUACUGGACUGUCAAGCUAAAUGUCAUCUCCUGCCUUCCUACCAAGUUGUUGAUCACUUGCUUGGCGCCCAAUAACUUCUCAUAUUCGUAUAUAUGCUUCUAUUUAGGCACAAAAGCUUGCGAAGGUGCCUGGGAACAGAGCAACCUUAUUUUCCUAUACUUAAUGUGAAUGUAAAUAUGGGCAAGUUGAAUUUAUCAUUUUGCUCAUGCGGGUGUUCCACCUUGCACCUCUAGAUAUUUGUAAAUUAAAAAGAAAAAUCCUUGCAAGCUAUAUUUGAACUCACCAUGCGGGUGUUCCACCUUGCACCUCUAGAUAUUUGUAAAUUAAAAAGAAAAAUCCUUGCAAGCUAUAUUUGAACUCACUAUGAUACUUGAAUCUGUUUUCACCAAAUUCUAGGUAAAUACCAAUUGGCUGAUUUCAGCUGUUUCAUCUCAGUUACCAAUUUUAGGGAGAGGUGCAAGGACAUCCUAUCCUUGUUUCUUUCACGAUCCUUUCCGAUGUGUGACUUGAGUGGUUUAGAUAUUUUAUACUACUGAGUUUUAUGUAGGUCCUCAUUCUCUGUUAAAGAAUAAUAUUGUAGCAAUUAUGGGUGAAAAUCAUGAGUGUCCAUACUGUUCAAGUUGGCUUUUCCUAAUCCUCCACCACACCCUUGAUGUAAUGACUAAUGAGUGUUGUUUUGCAAACAUAAAACAUAACACUUUGUAGUACAGCAACUGCACUAUGACAAUAGUCUCUUAUAUGCAACUAAAAUAUUUCUGAUAUGAUAUGUAUAAUGACCUCUGCUCAACACUGGUUUAUCCAAAUAACCAGCACCAAGGGCACACCGGUUUAGGCUCAAGUUACAUCUAAGGAUCAAACUAACAAUAUUAUGCAUUUCAAGCGUGUCAAAUUAGAUGUGCCAUCUUUAACAUGGGGCAUUGUUUUACUGAGCUGACAGCAAAGAUUUUUGUGACUCUUCUAGGUUUUCGAGAUGAUGCUGGUAAAAUCAAAAGGUCUAUCUCCAGAUAUGUGUUGCUUUAGCUUCAUUCAGAGGCGACUUACUUUUCUCCUUGCUGAAUCAGCUUGUCCAAUUUUUAUGUUAUCGUUUUUAGCCAUUUAAUUUUGAUGCUACAACAAAAAUGACAAUACUAGCUUCCCUCCAACCUUUUGUCAGAUCGAUUCAAUUUAUGAGUUAAUGCAUUCCUCUAGCAUAAUUGUAUUGUGCGCUUAUAAUAGUUUUGCCUCUUUAGACUACGGUGUAGGCCUUGACAGUUCUCAAAUACCUAUGAAUUAUGCAUGCUAUGGUGUAUGCCAUAAAGACACAAACAUUCAGUGGCAAAUUUGGUUUUUAUGAGCCUAUUGUAUUCUUUUAAUGGUAUGUAAAAGCAACUCAGCGCUUUCAGAGAAGAGGUGAUUAUGUGAGAGCUUUCUUCUUGUUAUGUGAGUUUUCUUCUGGUUACAUAAAAAUAUUAAAAAUGAAAAAUAUGCAUCACCGAAUGAAUCUACUUUAUUUUGGCCUUUUAAGUUAUUUCUUUCCUGUAUUUCAUCUGUACCAUCAGAAUACAAAAAGUGAAUAGAAGAAAUGACACCUCAUCACAUUUAGUUAUUGAAAGGUGAAUUUUCUUAGAUCCUACCAUGUUAUGUGAAAUAUUGAAGAUAUAAUUUCCUUGCAUGUUUAAGAUUCUUCACAGAAAUCUUUUGUGAAUUUUUUCAAAGUAGUGUUCAAUUAUUAGUUUCAAAUCAUUUCUGUUUGAGAAAUGUUGCAGGCUUUGGUGUUUAAUCAAAUUUACCUUUAUUUGUAGACCUCCUCUCUAAUUUAUUAUUAUUAUUGUGCUUAAGUAAGUUCAGAGCAUUUUUAGAACCUCUUCCGAAGUAGUGUCCAUGGUGCCACAUAUUGAGUAUACAACUAUCCUUGAAGAACAUGAUAUGUCCAUUCGAUACAAUAGGUUCCUCUAAGCAUACAGAAGCCCGCCUAUUUCAUCUGUUCGCCACCACAUCAGCUCCAUGUAGCUCCCUUUUACUUCGCUACAAAACUCCCUGCCACAUGUACCAGUUCUAUUCUCAUCUCUGUAUAAUAUUUGUCCGUUAGCUGUACUGAGCAAUUUAAGGAUCUAUAUUAUGUAAUGCCUAUUUGGUCUAUCUACUGUGGAUUGCUGUGCAACAUAUACAGAUAUUUAUUUUCCUCUCCUGAACACACAAACCAGCGUACCAUACUGUAUAAUCCCCGUGUUUGAUAUCUCAUUCUACUAACUGCUCCUUUCUAACAUAUGUAAACAUAUUUAUCAUGUUCUCUACGCUACACAACGUAAUCACAAACUGAUGCUACUAAAAUACAACAGUCAUUCAUGCACUACAUAUUUUUUCAAAGCCUUCUCUCCAGUAAUGGCGCGCAAGGGCGCGCCAGUCUCCACUAGUGUACUCUAUUCGGCUGAGAGCAAAGCAGGACAGGGAAAGCCAGGAACCUCGGCCUUGCCCUGCUGAAAAGGCAGCCCCUUUUCUCUCUCCUCCCUCGGUCUCUCUCUCCCCUCUCAUCACCUCACCCUUUUGGAUUCUUCUUCCCAGGCAUCCUAAAUUCUUGCCCCCAUUGGCCCAAGCCCACCUCCCCCUUUGUGGAAUCCUAAAUUCUUGCCUCCCUUCUUGCUUCUUCCACCUGCUUCUCCAACUUGGGAAAGGAGCAAAACAAAGCAGCAGCAGCAGCAGCUGCGCCCACACCACCUGCUUCUCCUGGCCUCUGUGUAUGCGAGCCUACCACCUUGCCGCAAGACUCCCCCCUCUCGCCAUGUGCCGUCGUCAAGGCUUCCUGUGUUUGUGCGGUGAUCACGCAGGUAGUGACCAGUGAGUGAAUGGGAGCCAAGGCAAUGUCGUCCCACGGGAGCGGGGCCGGCGGGGGGGCCCUGUCGCGGCAGGGCUCGGUGUGCAGCCUCACGUUCAGCGAGGUGGACGGCCAACUCCACGGCGUCAACCUGGACGAACUCCUCCGCGCGGCCGGCUCGGGCAAGAAGACUGUGGACGAGGUGUGGCGGGACAUCCAGGGCGCCGGGGGCUGCCCGCGGGCCCAAAUGACGCUGGAGGACUUCCUGUCCAGGGCCGGCGCGCCCGCCGACGCCGCGGACACCGACGCGCGCAGCUGGGCGCAGCAGUACCAGCCGGCUCCAGCGCAGCUGGGCCACCACCCAACUGUCGGGCGCCCCGUGCCGCGGCCGCUCGGCGUUGGCGCCGGGCCGGUGCUCGACGCGCUGUACCACGAGGGCAACGGAGGCUGCGCCGCGGCGGCCGGGCGGAAGCGGGCUGCGGGCGCCGAGGGCGCCGUAGUUGAGAGGUCGACGGUGGAGCGGCGCAAGAAGCGGAUGAUCAAGAACCGCGAGUCGGCAGCGAGGUCGCGCGCGCGGAAGCAGGCGUACACGAACGAGCUGGAGAACAAGAUCUCGCGCCUGGAGGAGGAGAACGAGCGGCUCAGGAGGCACAAGGCACCGGAGCCGGUAGUGCAGUAUGUACCGCAACUGGAGAUAAAGAAUCAGCUCCGGCGGACUAACUCGGCCAACUUCUGAUCAUGUUAAUAGUAGCAGUGAAAUAUUCUGGCACUAGGGUUGUUGAAUUUGUAACUGCUCUGUUGGAAAUGCUCUUCUAGUAUGUAAGAACUCUUAUAUGCAGUCUCCAACUUGCAGUAUGGGUUGGGUAUGUGUUGCAAAAGCAUUGCACUCCUACCUUGUAGAUUUCUGCAACUAUGAUUGCAAGAGUGUCACAGAUAAGCUGUAGUGCUGUAUGAUUUCCCAAAUGAAAAAAAAUGCGACGUCCUUCUUUC